AUGACCCUCGCUUCACUCUUCGUCACUUCCCCUGGGCACCGGAACUCGAGUAUGAAGCUGACAGCAUUCGUGGCGGAGCGGACGUUUACCGCCGGUCCGCUCGUACAGGCUGACUCGUGUAUUAGAGAAGGACGAAUAUCUGGAGUGGGAAGAGCGCUACUACGCGAGAUGCGAAGAGAAUUAUCGCUGCGAGGUAGAGUCCUAUCGACGUCUCUUGAUUUACCAAGGGUCUAUCGUUCCUCGGUUCUUCGGGCAUGGAAGGAUGAAGCUACCGAAACGAAUCAUCUCGCCUCCCUUCCUCUUACUCGAAUACAUCCCCGACGCAGUAACGCUCUUGGAAGUCGACCCACAAGUCGUACCCCACUCCCUAUGCAAGGACUUCGAGAUGGCUGUGCGCCAGAUCCCACAACGGGUGGGGCUAAUUCACAAUAA
This is a messenger RNA of Marasmius oreades (fairy-ring Marasmius), 432 nucleotides long. RefSeq lists its product as uncharacterized. The transcript has a single exon. Bases 1 to 432 code for a protein of 143 amino acids. NCBI's taxonomy places the organism in Eukaryota, Fungi, Basidiomycota, Agaricomycetes, Agaricales, Marasmiaceae. The record is from RefSeq and is a predicted model, not a curated record.